This is a messenger RNA of Brugia malayi, 1068 nucleotides long. RefSeq lists its product as uncharacterized. The transcript is spliced from 8 exons. The coding region runs from base 1 to 1068 and encodes 355 amino acids. Gene Ontology annotation, cellular component: nucleus; cytoplasm. Lineage: Eukaryota; Metazoa; Nematoda; Chromadorea; Rhabditida; Onchocercidae. Gene Ontology annotation, biological process: peptidyl-serine phosphorylation; signal transduction. Gene Ontology annotation, molecular function: protein serine/threonine kinase activity; ATP binding. The record is from RefSeq and is a predicted model, not a curated record.
AUGGAAUCAUCACCUGGCGACAAUACAUCAAUUGAUUUAGUGCCAACAGCUGGGCCAAGUUUGACUUGUAUGCAGAAUAUUGUUCUCCCAAAAAAAUUUACUAAGGUAGGACGUCUCACACCAACAAUACAAUUAGAUGUUGACGAUACUUUGGUAAAAUUUGGUGAGAAAAUACGCGAUCGAUGGCUUAUCAAAGGAUUAAUUGGUAGUGGAGGAUAUGGAGAAAUAUAUUAUGCAACAGAUUUGAAAAUGAGUGGGGAAUCAGUAGCUGUUAAAGUAGAACCUGUGAUAAGGAAGGGAAAAGUAUCUAGACGAAUGAUCCUAGAGCAGAAAGUAAUGUUACGUCUGCAAGGUCAACCUCAUGCACCUCUGAUGUGGGGUUCCGGAACGGAACGUGGCCUAAAUUAUAUUGUAAUGCAAUUACUGUCAACGAAUGUCGCCGAUCUAAGAAAGCAGUGCCCCUUACAACGAUUAUCAAAAGCUACCUCAGGACGAAUAAUGCAACAGGCAAUAGCUGCCCUUCGUGACAUCCAUAAAAUGGGAUAUAUUCAUAGAGAUGUAAAACCUGCCAACAUGUGUUUUGGUCUGACCAAAAAAAGCACCAGGCGCUUGAUCAUCGUGGAUUAUGGUUUGGCGAGAAAAUUUCGGCAAUCGGAUGGAAAACCAAUAGAGAGAAGAAAACGAGCUGGUUUCCGUGGAACAUUGCGUUACGUGUCAAUGCGUGUACAUGAUCGGGAAGAGCAAGGACCAUCAGACGAUUUAAUCGCACUUUUUUUCACGCUUAUAGAAAUACUUAAAGGAGAAUUACCCUGGAAGGAUGAAAAAAAUGAUGAAAAAAUGAAAAGUGCUAAGAUGGAGUUGGUGAAAAAUGAUUUUGUCAAAAUAUCCGAAAACUUUGGUUCCAGCUUGGGUGAAUACGGUCGAGCAGUAAUGACAUUAGCUGUAGAUGCCGAACCUAAUUAUACAUUUUUAAUUUCAGUCAUGAAGAAUUUGGCUGGUAAUCGACCUUUAAACGAUCCAUAUGAUUGGGAAAAUGAUUAUCUGGAAGUGCUAAAGGAAUAUAAAUAA